Messenger RNA from Lycium barbarum (goji berry), 4184 nucleotides. RefSeq names its product phospholipase D gamma 1-like. NCBI's taxonomy places the organism in Eukaryota, Viridiplantae, Streptophyta, Magnoliopsida, Solanales, Solanaceae. Gene Ontology annotation, molecular function: D-type glycerophospholipase activity. The record is from RefSeq and is a predicted model, not a curated record. Gene Ontology annotation, cellular component: plasma membrane. Gene Ontology annotation, biological process: phospholipid catabolic process. The transcript has 11 exons. Bases 472 to 3849 code for a protein of 1125 amino acids.
AAAACAGCUUUCUAUUUCGGUCAAGAUAAUGGCUCUGUCAUUUUUCAACCUUAAAUGCGUUACAUUCACGCACAAUUUUGCCAUUUUUGUAACACAAAUCCUUCUUGUCACUUAUUCUCUGUGAUCUUUUUCUUUUUUAAGUAUUUAGUCAUCACCCUCUAUAAGGUACUUUCUUUUCUUGAUCUUUUUGCAUUUCCUAGCCUACUAUUUUUCUUUCAGAUUAUGAAUAUAUUUCAACAUUCAAUGACCCUAUUUGUUAUCGUCUUCUUAACAUGAUCAAUUUUGUAUGUUUCCUCUAGAACAUCUAUCCUUUUGCAUUGUUAAAGGUUGUUUCUUUUAGAGGUGUGUUGAAUUUAGGUAAAAUUCAGGAUCUUGGACAGACCCUCUUGAUUUGUUUGUUAGGUUUGAUCAGUUUGCAUGUUAAUGUUCACCAAAGAAUAAGAAUAGUUGCAAUUCUGGUAUUGUAUACUAAUGGACAAUUAUAACAAUUCUUCAUAUCCAUAUCCAUAUAACACUGGUUAUGGUUACCCUCCACCACCUAAUUCAAAUCAACCAUACCCCCCUCCACCAGGUUCUGGUGCAUAUCCUCCACCAGGUCCUGGUGAUGCAUACCCUCAAUAUCCUCCUCAUCAAUCCCCUCAAUAUCCUCCCCCUUACAACACUCAACAUUCUGGUCAUUAUAACUAUCAACCCUAUCCACCAGUUCCAUCAGCUCCAUCGGCACCACCAGCACCGACUCUCCACCAUUCCAGCUCUUUAGACUAUGGGUACCCUCCACCAUCACACGGUCCCUAUCCAUCCCAUGCAUAUCCGCCUCCCCCGACAUCUUCUAGUACUGUCCCUACUCCUGAACAUCAAGGCAGUUUUGGAUAUGCUGCUGCACCUCCUCAGCAUUAUCAACAUUCCUGGCCAGUAAGGCCUUUGGAGAGCCAAUCAUCCAACUCUCUCCAUCGCCAAGAUAGUGCUUCGUCGUUUAGUAGUGACUCUUCCGCUCGCCCUUCAGCUUAUCCACCAAUCCAUGAUCUCGUAGCGAACAUGAAUUUGUCUGAUAAUAACCCUUCUGCACCGGCUUCUCCUCCUGCCCCUGCAACUUAUCACCCGGGGCCAAAUCCUGUUCCCUAUGGGCACCCUAAUUCCUUUUCAAGGUGGGAAUCGGAGUCUCCAAAACCAACCUAUCCAACUCCUUGUGCUGAACCACAGAGUAAUAAUCAGGCUAUGCAGGUUGUGCCAUUCUCGCCUUCUAAAAGCUCCUUAAAGGUUUUGCUCUUACACGGAAAUCUGGAUAUUUGGGUAUACGAAGCAAAAGAUCUGCCAAACAUGGACAUGUUCCACAAGACCAUUGGGGAUAUGUUUGGGCAAAUGAGUAAUAAGAUCACAAGUGAUCCUUACGUCUCAAUUACUGUAGCUGAUGCAGUGAUUGGCCGGACUUAUGUCAUAGGCAAUAAUGAAAAUCCCGUGUGGAUGCAACAUUUUAAUGUCCCCGUAGCACACUAUGCUGCGGAAGUACAGUUUCUUGUCAAGGACGAUGAUAUAGUAGGUUCUCAGCUUAUGGGGACAGUGGCUGUCCCGCUAGAACAGAUAUAUGGAGGGGGUAAAGUAGAGGGGUUCUUUCCGAUUUUGAACAGUAGUGGAAGACCUUGCAAGGCUGGAGCAGUUUUGAGGAUAUCAGUCCAAUAUUAUCCAAUGGAUAAAUUAAGUAUUUACCAUCAUGGAGUUGGUGCUGGUCCUGAGUAUUAUGGGGUUCCUGGAACUUAUUUUCCACUGAGGAUGGGUGGAACAGUUACUCUGUAUCAAGAUGCUCAUGUGCCUGAUGGAUGCCUUCCAAAUUUGAUGCUUGACUACGGAAUGCCAUAUGUACAUGGAAAGUGCUGGCGUGACAUCUUUGAUGCCAUACGCCAAGCCCGACGCUUGAUCUACAUUACAGGUUGGUCAGUGUGGCACAAAGUCAAACUUGUUCGAGAUGAUGCUUCUGUUGAUGGUUCCACUCUAGGGGAUCUUUUAAAGUCAAAGUCACAAGAAGGUGUUAGAGUGCUGCUUCUAAUAUGGGAUGACCCUACAUCAAGAAGCAUCCUUGGCUAUAAAACGGAUGGUGUUAUGGCAACCCAUGAUGAAGAGACUCGUAGGUUUUUCAAACAUUCUUCCGUGAAAGUGCUGCUUUGUCCUCGAGUGGCAGGGAAACGUCACAGUUGGGUCAAGCAGAGGGAAGUUGGAGUAAUUUAUACACAUCAUCAGAAAACUGUGAUAGUGGAUGCCGAUGCUGGCAACAAUCGAAGAAAAAUCAUGGCAUUUGUUGGAGGACUUGACUUGUGUGACGGGCGAUAUGAUACUCCGGAGCAUCCUCUAUUUCGAUCACUGAAGACAGUGCACUCUGAGGACUAUCAUAACCCUACUUAUGCUGGGAGUACAGCUGGUUGUCCAAGAGAGCCGUGGCAUGACUUGCACUCUAAAAUUGAUGGUCCAGCAGCAUAUGAUGUUCUCACAAACUUUGAGGAGCGCUGGUUGAAGGCUUCAAAGCCUCAAGGCAUUAAGAAGUUGAAGACGUCAUAUGAUGAUGAUUUGCUCCGAAUUGAAAGAAUGCCUGAAAUUCUUGGUAUUUCUGAGGCUCCAUCUGUGAGCGGUGAUGACCCUAACGGUUGGCAUGUACAGAUAUUUCGUUCGAUCGACUCAAACUCGGUCAAAGGCUUUCCAAAGGAUCCUAAAGAAGCUACAAUGAAGAACCUAAUGUGUGGGAAAAAUGUACUUAUUGAUAUGAGCAUACACACAGCAUAUGUGAAGGCGAUUCGUGCUGCACAACACUUCAUUUACAUUGAAAAUCAAUAUUUCAUUGGCUCCUCGUACAAUUGGAGUCAACAUAAAGAUGUUGUUCAAGUGGCAAAGGUUGAGGGACUUGUGACUUGGGUCACUGGUUCGAGCCCUGCGCCAUGUGAACUAAGCCUGGUAUUUAAAUGGAGAAGGGUACAGGGGUGGGCCCAUUACCCUGAGUUUCGAAGGCUGCGGUUGGUCCUAAGAGUUGUCCCCGGACAGAUUUCUCGUCAUAAAAAAGGUGCAAAUAAUCUAAUUCCCAUGGAACUUGCACUUAAAAUAGCUGAAAAGAUAAGAGCGCAUGAGAGGUUUGCAGCAUACAUUGUCGUCCCUAUGUGGCCAGAGGGUAAUCCAACUGGGGCUGCUACACAGAGAAUUCUUUAUUGGCAGAACAAGACAAUGCAAAUGAUGUAUGAAACUAUUUACAAGGCUUUAGAGGAGGUUGGGCUUGAGAAUUCAUACUCUCCAGAAGAUUAUUUAAACUUCUUCUGUCUUGGUAACCGUGAGGCUGGUAAGGUUGAAAAUGAGAGUCCAGGCACUGCAAACACUCCUCAGGCGUUCAGUCGAAAACACCGUAGAUUCAUGAUUUAUGUUCAUUCUAAAGGCAUGAUUGUGGAUGAUGAGUAUGUGAUAUUGGGAUCUGCAAACAUCAACCAGCGCUCUCUGGAGGGUACUAGAGACACCGAGAUCGCAAUGGGAGCAUAUCAACCUCAUCAUACAUGUGCAAGAAAACAGUCAAGCCCAUAUGGACAGAUUCAUGGAUAUAGAAUGUCUCUGUGGGCUGAGCAUCUUGGAGUUGUUGAGGAUUGCUUCAGACAGCCGGAGUCGUUAGAAUGUGUAAGACGAGUUAGGUCCAUGGGAGAAUAUAACUGGAAGCAAUUCGCAGCUGAUGAAGUAACAGAAAUGAGAGGGCACCUCUUAAAAUACCCAGUUAAAGUCGAUCGCAAAGGCAAGGUGAAGAAUCUUCCGGGAUGUACAAAUUUCCCAGAUGUUGGUGGAAACAUAAUAGGAUCAUUCUUAGCAAUUCAAGAAAAUCUUACCAUUUGAUUUCCCAUUUUUUUUCUUCAUAUCAUCCGUACGUAGAGAUUAUUUGAACCCUGAGGAAAUUAUACAUCCUUGAUUGGUAUCUUAAGCAGUUUUCGAUCCAUUCAUACAGUUAACAGUUAGGCAGAGGAAGACGGUUACAACAUUGAGUAUAGUAGAAAUUUGUACAGUUGCUACUUCUUUUUGAUGAUUUUGAGUCUGUAUAAGCUCACAACAGUUUGUGAAUUUUGGCCAUAGAUUGGACUAUUCAAUAUGAGGAAAUAAGUGCAUCUUUCAUGAAAAAGUGGCUCCAACUUCUUUUAUUCUGUACAUAAGAAUUGGAGGACUUUCUAAUUUCA